AUGGCAUCAUCACCCUGUAAAGAUGUAUGUACACUCUGUCAACACGAUGAUUUAUCAAACCAGACAGUUACAUGGUGCAGAGAAUGUGAGGUUUUCCUUUGCAUGGAUUGUGACAAACAUCACAAAAAGUCACCAUCAUCUAAAUGUCAUAAAAUCAUGUCUACUGAAGACUAUCAGAAGCUACCUGCAUUCAUGCAAGACGUAAGCGGCGAGUGCCAAGAGCAUAAAAAAGAGUUUGAACUCUAUUGUUCCUUCCAUACAUGUCCUUGUUGUGUCCAAUGUGUUACCAAACACCAGAAAUGUCAGGAUUUGAAGCCACUGUCCGAGAUCAUAACAAAUGUCAAAUCCUCUGCCUCUGUCCAACUACUUGAAAAAGAUAUUAAGGAUCUGAAGAAAAACUUUGAACAUAUUUUGCAGUAUUUAAAAAGUAUGAUUGAUAAAAACAACAUUCAGAAAACAAAAGCCAUUGAAGAAAUUCGUACAAUGAGGAGGUCGAUAGAUGAUUACAUAGACAGGUUAGAACAACAAAUUCUUGGAGACCUGGAAAUUAAACACUCAAAGCUGAAGGUCAAUAUGAAAACACUUCUUAAACAAAUGGAACACCGAACAGUUAAAAUACGUAAACUGCAAGAAGAUUUUUCCAAUAUGACACUAUAUGCCACCAAAUUACAAAUGUACAUUGGUUUGAGAGAAAUUGAGAAAACAACAUCUGAAGAAGCAAAAUACAUAGAAGAUGUAGAGAGUGGUGGCCACUUGAAAGAAAACAACUUAGAAAUUAAAAUAUCAUCUUCUUUACAAUCAAUUCUACAAGAUGUAAAAUCAUUUGGAGAUAUAAAUAUCAGAACUAGUUAUUCUACUGUUCAAAUUAAGGCCGGGAGAAAGGACCAGGCUCAACAUUUAGUUCCAGCUUUUCUUGGAAUUGAAAAUAUUGAACCAUCAUUAAUAAAGUCUGUGACAAUGCCCAAAGGAGUUUGCCCUGUAGCAAUGAAUGCCUGUCGAAUAUUACCUGAUGGCAAAAUUUUAAUUCUUGAUGGCAGACAACAACGGCUAUUGCUUUUUAGUACAGAUGGCAUCUUUAUGAGAAUUGUUGUGACAUUCAAAAGCUCUCCAUAUGAUCUUUGCAUUGUUAAAAAAAAUUCAGUAGCCAUAUCAUUUGGAACAUUAAAUCAAUCAGCACUGAUUGGUAUAAAAAAGAACAAAAUCAUCCAAACAAUCGAACUCUCUCAUAACUGUAAAGGAGUAACAAGUGACGGUCAAAUUUUGUUAAUCAGCACUUACGGUACUCUGGAUGAAAAAUGUACUUUAGUAAAUCUGAAAGAUAUGUCUCAUAAAAUCUUAAAAGGAGUUGGAGGAAACUGUAUGUCAUUAUUUAAAGAAAAUGUUUACUGCACUAACGCGAGAGAACACAAAGUAAGUUGUUACAAAAUGACUGGGGAACCUUUAUGGACAUAUAUGUACAAUGGUAUUAAAUCUCCGUGUGGACUUGCAUUAGACAUUAAUGGCUUUGUUUAUGUGGCUUCUUUAGGAACCAAUAAAAUUGUAGUGGUGUCACAAGAUGGUAAAACAAGUAAGACAAUACUAUCAGAAGCUAAUGCCAUUUUCAUUCCUGUUGGUAUAGACAUACACAGAGACACAGGAAUGAUGGUAGUUUCAUGCAACAUGAGUGAUGGCAGACCAAAUAUUUUGGUUUUUAGAAUUUGAAAAUAUGCUUAUUACAGAACAAUAUCAAAGGUGUUAAGUGUCUCUGUCAGUAGCAAGCUUCAGUUCUAAAUAUCAUAAGUGUUUCUCCUUUUUAAAUAUGUCGGUAUUUACAGUUGAAUAAAUUUCAAUGAAACUUUCCGAAACAAAGUAGGAACAAAAAUGUUUUGAAAAAUUCAAGAAAGACAAGAAUAUGUCGUGAAUGUGUCCAUAACACCGUGCUCUGCUGGCAAAGUCACAUUUCCAUGUUUACGAAUCCCAAUACUUGAGUCAAAACCCUAAUUUUUACCUACUUUUUAAAACAUUCACAUCAUAAUUAUUAUGGUAAAUGCUCGCUUAUCAUUUUACUUGUGUUGGCUUAGUAAAGACGAUUAAGUUUAUAUAACUUUUCAACAAAAGCAAAAUUUAGAUUUUAAAAAUCAAUUUCUCUAUUCAAUUUCAUAAAAAAAGAAAUUUUCUCAGGUCAACUGAUAGUUUUACUUCCCAUUAUACCUGCGUGGAGGUAUCCCUAUUUUAAAAACAAAAACAACAUUAGAAGCCAAGUUGUAAAAUGUUCAAUAAUUUCAAACUGAAUUACACAAGGAAAACAAUUAUUAUUUAUAAGAAAAUAAAUUUCUCAUAAAAAAACCCGUUGAUUUACUGCCAUUUGAUCCGAAUCAUUCAACCGAAUCAAUUGUUCUGUAUCAUCAAUCUGUUUUUAUUCGAUAUUUACUGUCAACUUAAAAAUUUCUGGUUUUUCAAAAAAGAAAGUAGAAUGAUCAAUUCCUGAGGAAUUUGCAGUAUUGAGUUAUUGAAAUGAUUGCAGUUUUAAACAGGUUGCAAUUCGCCAGUUAUUCUUGAAACAUUUUUACAAAAAUUGAAUUAACAAGUAAUUAUCUAGCAUGUGAAUCUUUGCACCGACAAUACAAUUAAAAUUUUGGAAAGUUAUCAAAACCUUAUCAAUAAACAGCAAAUUGUAUGUAUGUUAUGGGCAUCACCACAAUCACCAAAAAAUGGAAAACUUGCAAUCAACUGAACUUUAAUCAACACUAGGAGUUGUCUAUUCUCACCAUUGGAAAUCAUUGUAAAACAAAUUGUGCGUUAUUCGUAGAAAAAAUAUUUUAAACUUUUUUAUCUUCC
Mytilus californianus (California mussel) is the source of this 2817-nucleotide messenger RNA. RefSeq lists its product as uncharacterized. The record is from RefSeq and is a predicted model, not a curated record. NCBI's taxonomy places the organism in Eukaryota, Metazoa, Mollusca, Bivalvia, Mytilida, Mytilidae. The transcript has a single exon. Bases 1 to 1701 code for a protein of 566 amino acids.